Alosa alosa (allis shad) is the source of this 1446-nucleotide messenger RNA. RefSeq names its product protein inhibitor of activated STAT, 4b (gene pias4b). Gene Ontology annotation, molecular function: zinc ion binding; SUMO ligase activity; transcription coregulator activity. Gene Ontology annotation, biological process: protein sumoylation; regulation of transcription by RNA polymerase II. The record is from RefSeq and is a predicted model, not a curated record. The transcript is spliced from 11 exons. Bases 43 to 1239 code for a protein of 398 amino acids. NCBI's taxonomy places the organism in Eukaryota, Metazoa, Chordata, Actinopteri, Clupeiformes, Clupeidae.
UGCACUUGAUGGUGUGGUGUCACGCGGAUGUUUUGAUCGACAAUGGAUGCGAUGAGCAUGGUGCAGAGUUUUCGAGUGGUCGACCUCCGUGCCCUUUUCCUCGCCCUAGGCAAGGACAGGAAGGGCUUGAAGAAAGAUUUGAUUCGUCGUGCCAUUCAGCUCAUUGAAAAUGAAAGCAGCCAAGAGCUGAUUACAAAAAUAUAUGAUAUAUACAACUCUCGCCACCAGCCACAAGCUGUUUCAAGCAGCUACUGGAACAUUGGCAACAACAUCAAUACCCUCUCUUCUCGAGAGUCUGAUAUCAAACUAAAGGCAUACCCAUUCCAUGAAACCUUGGGCACACUCAUCGAUCUUCAACCUUUAAGGCCUAAGAAUCUACUGCAGAACUUGCAGCUGCAAUUAUUUACAUUAAUUUUAAGUGAAGAGCAACGCAAGCAACUGAUCAAACUGCGUUCCUCUGGAGGAGAAGUUCAGAUAGUGAUCAGGAUCUGCUACACAGAGAGUGUGGGAGUGGAGGAUGACCAGUAUCCUUCAAACCUUAUAAUCGCCAUGAAUCACAUCUCCAGCCCGCCAGCCAUUAAGAUUCAAGUCAGAAAACUAGGAGAGGAACCUAUGCGACCCUGUCCUCCCAUCAACAUCACAUCACAUCUUGACUUAAACAAAGCCAGUCAUGUAGGGUACAUACUCUGGUAUAAUACUUUUAAGUCCUACUCCUUUGCUGUGUAUCUGGUGAGGGUCUUGAGUGUGGAGGAGCUGGUGGCUCAACUCAGGAAGAGCUCAGUGGAGAGUGUUGAGAGCUGUCGCACUGGCAUUCGUGAAAAGAUGAUCACAGGACAGGACAGUGAGGUUGCCACCACUGGCCUACGGGUAUCUUUGCUGUGCCCACUGGUGAAGACGCGCCUGAGGGUGCCAUGCAGGGGCUUUGCCUGUGCCCAUCUCCAGUGCUUCGAUGCCCUCACCUACCUGGAGCUCAACCGCCAGAAGCCUACCUGGUUGUGCCCUGUGUGUGACAGGCACUCCCCCUUCAGCCAUCUUCGCAUUGACGGCUUGCUGUCAUCAAUCCUGGUGACUGCGGAGGAGUCCGUUGAGGAGAUUGAGUUCUUGGAGGACGGUUCUUGGUGCUCUGGGAAAGAUCAACAUGGCAAUGCACACAGAACCGACCUUAGUGUGUCUUCAUUGGCUAGCUUUCCUGAAGGAGAAGUUAUAGACCUGACACAGGAUUCAGAUGAAGAAUUCUGAUAUAUUUAAUUUUUCUGAGAAACAUGUGGUGGCUAGACAGACAUUUCUGUGUUUUGUGCUUGUUUUCUUUUACGUGUGUAUGUUUACAGUAGGCCUACACAUGAGCUGGUCCGUUAUUGUAUGAAAUUGCUCAAAUUCACUCUAGCCGUUAUCAAUGACUGUUAUGUUACACCAAACCGGUGAAUAAAGAUUAUAUAUUUUAAUGUA